This is a messenger RNA of Rhododendron vialii, 2409 nucleotides long. RefSeq names its product heat shock cognate 70 kDa protein 2. Bases 227 to 2182 code for a protein of 651 amino acids. Gene Ontology annotation, cellular component: cytoplasm. The transcript has 2 exons. Gene Ontology annotation, molecular function: ATP hydrolysis activity; ATP binding; ATP-dependent protein folding chaperone. Lineage: Eukaryota; Viridiplantae; Streptophyta; Magnoliopsida; Ericales; Ericaceae. Gene Ontology annotation, biological process: protein refolding; cellular response to unfolded protein. The record is from RefSeq and is a predicted model, not a curated record.
GAAAUUCGACUUUUCACAUCUGACAUCACGUAAGUUAAGAAGAACAUUCUAGAAAAACCUACAAACCGCCUCCCCCGCCCAAUAUAUACCUCUCCUUUCCUCCGAACCCUAACCCUAUCUCUCUCUCCGCCUCUCUUUCUCUCUCCACCUCUUCUUCAUCUGCACUCUCGUUCUCUCUCUCUCUCCCCUGAUAUCACACGCCGUUUCCAAGCGACUAGCAAAAGCAAUGGCCGGUAAAGGCGAGGGUCCGGCUAUCGGGAUCGACCUCGGGACGACCUACUCCUGUGUCGGCGUGUGGCAGCACGAUCGCGUCGAGAUCAUAGCCAAUGACCAGGGGAAUAGGACGACGCCGUCGUAUGUCGGGUUCACUGACAGCGAGCGCCUCAUCGGCGACGCAGCCAAGAAUCAGGUGGCGAUGAAUCCCAUCAACACCGUCUUCGAUGCAAAACGUCUCAUCGGGAGGAGAUUUAAUGAUGCCUCUGUCCAGAGUGACAUUAAGCUGUGGCCCUUCAAGGUCAUUGCUGGUACUGGUGACAAGCCUAUGAUUGUUGUGAACUACAAGGGUGAAGAGAAACAGUUCGCUGCUGAGGAGAUAUCAUCUAUGGUCCUCGUGAAGAUGAAGGAGAUUGCUGAGGCAUUCCUUGGAUCUAUUGUGAAGAAUGCAGUUGUUACUGUUCCUGCUUAUUUCAAUGAUUCACAGCGACAGGCAACCAAGGAUGCUGGAGUCAUUUCAGGACUUAAUGUCAUGCGUAUUAUCAAUGAACCAACUGCCGCUGCCAUUGCUUAUGGUCUUGACAAAAAAGCCACGAGUGUUGGCGAAAAGAAUGUCCUCAUCUUUGAUCUCGGUGGUGGUACCUUUGAUGUUUCCCUUCUCACCAUUGAAGAGGGUAUAUUUGAGGUAAAAGCGACAGCUGGUGACACUCAUCUCGGCGGAGAGGAUUUUGAUAACAGAAUGGUGAACCACUUUGUUCAAGAGUUCAAGAGGAAGAACAAGAAGGACAUCAGCGGUAAUCCCAGAUCACUUAGGAGACUAAGGACCGCUUGUGAGAGGGCGAAGAGGACUCUCUCCUCCACUGCUCAAACCACCAUUGAGAUUGACUCUCUAUACGAGGGCGUUGACUUCUAUUCCACCAUAACUCGUGCCAGGUUUGAGGAGCUGAAUAUGGAUCUGUUUAGAAAGUGCAUGGAGCCUGUGGAGAAAUGUCUGAGGGAUGCUAAGAUGGACAAAAGCACAAUCCAUGAUGUCGUUCUCGUCGGUGGGUCUACCCGUAUCCCAAAGGUACAACAGCUGCUGCAGGACUUCUUUAAUGGGAAGGAGCUUUGCAAAAGCAUCAACCCUGAUGAAGCAGUUGCCUAUGGUGCUGCAGUACAAGCUGCUAUUUUGAGUGGUGAAGGCAAUGAGAAGGUUCAGGACUUGUUGUUGUUAGAUGUCACCCCUCUCUCCCUUGGGCUCGAAACCGCCGGAGGAGUCAUGACUGUUUUGAUCCCGAGAAACACAACCAUUCCCACCAAGAAAGAACAAGUGUUCUCAACUUACUCGGAUAACCAACCUGGGGUUUUAAUUCAGGUGUACGAGGGUGAGAGAACAAGAACCAGAGACAAUAACCUUUUGGGUAAAUUUGAACUCUCUGGUAUCCCUCCGGCUCCUAGGGGUGUACCUCAAAUUACUGUGUGCUUCGACAUUGAUGCCAAUGGUAUUUUGAAUGUCUCUGCGGAGGACAAGACCACUGGACAGAAAAACAAGAUCACAAUUACCAAUGAUAAGGGUAGAUUGUCUAAGGAGGAAAUUGAGAAGAUGGUUCAGGAAGCUGAGAAGUACAAGUCUGAGGACGAGGAGCACAAGAGGAAAGUGGAGGCCAAGAACGCCCUGGAGAAUUAUGCUUAUAACAUGAGGAACACGGUGAAGGAUGAGAAGAUUGGGUCUAAGCUUGACCCAGCGGAUAAGAAGAAGAUCGAGGAUGCCAUUGAUGGAGCCAUUUUGUGGCUUGAUAGCAACCAACUCGCCGAAGCUGACGAGUUUGAGGAUAAGAUGAAGGAGCUGGAGAGCAUAUGCAACCCCAUCAUUGCCAAGAUGUACCAGGGAGCUGGUGGGCCCGACAUGGGCGGUGCAGGCAUGGAUGAUGACGAUGCUCCUCCGGCUGGCGGAAGUGGUGCUGGCCCCAAGAUUGAAGAGGUGGACUAAGGUGGUAUUUUUUUCCAUUGGUGAUGGAAUCAUCUAGCUACUAGUAUUAUUUUGAUUUUUUUUUUUUCCCUCAUUGGGAACUUGUUGAAUCCGGAUGGCCAUAUAUGUUUAAGUCAUCCGGCUUGGCUUUUGAAGGUCGGUUGGGAAUUUGGUUUUGCUGCUUAGCUUUAUGUAUCAGACAUAUUAUUCGCAAUUCACUUGUGAAAUUCUACUUUUUUUGCUGUUUU